AUGCAAAAUUAAUUCUCAUAAAAACCAUUCUUAUUUUCUACUGUAAAACCAUAACCUUUAAAUAAGAUGUAAUUUAUUGAUUAACCAAUAUAACCUUAAUAAUUUUUAAAAUAAUAAAAUUAGUUUUUAUAAUAAUCAAAAUUUUAGAAUUAAAAAGAAGAAUAAGAAACAAUUAAAUAAUAAUAGGAGUUAUUAAAACUGAAAUAAAAAUAAGAAAAGGAAGAAUAAGAAAAAAGAUAAAAAUAAGAAAAGGAGGAAUAAGAGAGAAACAGAUAAUAAUAGUUAUUAGAACUAAAAUAAAAAUAAGAAAAGGAAGAAUAAGAAAAAAAAAGAUAAGAGGAAACAUAAAAGAUUUAAUUAGAGUUAAAAAAGAAUAUGGAAGAAGAAUAUAGAAUAAAAAUUUAAUAAUUUGAAUAUAAGAAAUUACUAGAAAUGUAAUAAAUGAAAAGAUAAAUUGAAAACUAGAAAGCAAAAGAACUUGAUGAUGAAUUAAAAAAGAUUUACUAAUAAUAGAAAUUAGAAUUUGAAGAUUAAAUAAAAUAAAAAUAAUAAGAAUUAAUUGCACAACAAUAAAAGGCUCAAUAAUAAGAAUAAGAUACAAAAUAGUUAGCUGAAAUGUAAAUCUAGUAAUCAAUAUAGUUUUACAAUCAACUGAAUUAAUUUAAAAAAUAGAUAGAAUAAAAUUAAUAAUAAUAUAUUGAAUAAUAUAAAUAAAGGGAGCAAUAGUAAAGAGAGUAAGAAAUUAAAAUAUAAUUAGAAACUUUUGA
Molecule: messenger RNA, 767 nt
Organism: Paramecium sonneborni
Lineage: Eukaryota; Ciliophora; Oligohymenophorea; Peniculida; Parameciidae
Source: the annotation of a GenBank genome assembly